GAGCCCGGCGGGCCCGCCCCCGGGGCGGAACGGGGCGGCUCCCGGCGCGAGCCCCCGCCCAGCUGACCCGCCGCUCUCCCCCUCGCUCGCUCCGCCGGGCGUGCAGGGCCCCGCCGCCGCCAUGUCGGGCUCGUUCGAGCUCUCGGUGCAGGAUCUCAACGACCUGCUCUCAGAUGGCAGCGGCUGCUACAGCCUCCCGAGCCAGCCCUGCAACGAGGUCACCCCGCGGGUCUACGUGGGCAACGCGUCUGUGGCUCAGGAUAUCCCCAAGCUGCAGAAACUGGGCAUCACCCACGUCCUGAACGCGGCUGAGGGCAGGUCCUUCAUGCACGUCAACACAAAUGCCAACUUCUAUAAGGACUCCGGCAUCACCUACCUGGGUAUUAAGGCCAACGACACACAGGAGUUCAACCUCAGCGCUUACUUUGAAAGGGCUGCUGACUUCAUUGACCAGGCUUUGGCGCAAAAGAACGGCCGGGUGCUGGUCCACUGCCGGGAAGGUUACAGCCGCUCCCCAACGCUAGUUAUCGCCUACCUCAUGAUGCGGCAGAAGAUGGACGUCAAGUCUGCCCUGAGCAUCGUGAGGCAGAACCGUGAGAUUGGCCCCAACGACGGUUUCCUGGCCCAGCUCUGCCAGCUCAAUGACAGACUCGCCAAGGAGGGGAAGUUGAAACCCUAGGGCACCCCGGCUGCCUCUGCUCUCGAGGUCCGCGGGGGGAGGCCCUGGGCAAAGGUGUCCCGAGCUGCCAUGUUUAGGAAACACACUGUCCCUACUCCCAGCAUCACAAGGCACCUGUUUACGAGUCUGCCCCAACUCAGCCCUGGGCCACUUCCCCCACCCUGGGGAGCACAUAAAGAAGCUUGCCGAGGGGGGCAUCCUUGCUCCCUGGUUGUCCUGUUUCUGUAACUUAUGAUGUCUUUUCCCUGAGAUGGGGGCUCAGCGGGGGAAGGCCUGUGGCCUGCAUGCUUCCCGACGGCCCAGGGCAGGAGGCGUGCGGAUGCAUCAGGCCUGGGACACUCACAGAGGGCCCUUACGACCUUUCCUCCCCCACCCCCAAAUCCUCUCAAGUGGGGACCUCAACACCUUGAACCCUAGGAAAGGAACUAUGCAAAUGCAGGCCACUAUCCCCACCACGUCUGUGUUCCCCAGCGUCCCCACGGCCUUCCACACCCUGUGCAUAGGCAGUGCUCUCACGUCUUAAGGUCCGAAGCUGGGGCUGGGGCGUCCGUCAGUUAUGAGUGGAUGGAGAUUCCCAGAGCAAGGCUGCAUUUGAAUGAUUUCCUUAGGAUGAAUGGUCCCUAUGCAAAGAGACCCUUCAGUGGGCAAACAGAUUCUCCUGGAGAACCCUCCUAAAUCCAUAGAGUUUUCAAAAUGUGAAUCUUUGGAAGCCGUGAGUUCAGAAUCCGCCACUGUGGCGUAUUUCCCUCGGACCUUAUCUCAGUCACUUCAUUUUUGAGAAGAGCGAUGCCUUUGGCAUGCUUUUUUCUUUCUUUUUUUAGAAAACAGGGUGUUGAAGUCCAGCCUAUUAAAAAACCCCAUCAUUUGGAGAAUUACAAGGGUUUUGUCCUGAAUGAUACUGUUGGCAAGCCCAAGCCACUGUGCUAACUGCUUUCUGUCCUUGCUAUUCCAAGGACAGAAGGAGGAAGUUGGCCAAUUACAUCGUGUGUGCAUGGGUGUGUGUGGGGUGUGCCUCUCAGAAACUCGGCCAGAGGACAAGCAGGGAAGUGAAAGGUCCCAGGCACACCCCCGGGCCAUUGCAGGCGGCUCUUCUGGCUCUCUGCUGCCAGCACAGGAUCCCUGGAGUGACUCAGCCAGGCAGGCAUGAGACAUGGCGGAGUGUCUACAUGGAUCCUUUAUUGGUGGCAGAGCAAAAAACCACAAGCAACCUUUUAAAAUACUUUUUAAGGAUGAUAUUGGAAUGCACUAGCCCUCACCUGUGUCUGCACAUUUGCCAGAAUAUAAGAGUUUUGUUUUAAACACAGUCUUGUUAGGAUUUUACGUUAUUGUUAUGGAAAAUGAUUGUGAUGCUAUUUAUCUUCGGGGUCACUUUGGGCAAAGAGAAGGUCCUCAGCCAUGCCCCCAGCACCGAGCAUAUAGAUGUCUGAUAAAAGUUGAAGAAAUUAAAUGCUUUUUGAGCACCAAAUAUAUAUAGGGCAUUGUUCUGGUGGGUGUUUCACGCUCCCAGAAGCCUGAAUUCAAGGUAGGAUCACUUGCAAGGCCUUGUGAAGGAGUCUUACCUAACAUGAAGGAAAUAUCAGGGACUUUUGUUGACUACUUACAACUCAGUUUUACAUUUAAGUUCAGGCAGUGUUAACAUGCCAAGGUGGGAAUGUGCCUUGUUCAGAGUUGGCCAGGAGCUCCUGGCUGGGUCAUGGAGAAGCACGUGGGCCGUAAGGCCCCACUCCCAGCUGUGAAGGUCUCUGAUCACACAAGAGCAGCCCUGCCCAGCCUGGUCAUUUGCUGUCCCCUUUUCUCUGUGACCACAACAACCCUGAACAACUAGGAUGUGUCUUCUCCAGAUAGUGAAAAGAGCGUCCAGAUAGACCCACCUGAGCGACACGGUCGUCCUCUAAACUGGGUGCCUCGCUACACAGCUUCCAGGUAGCCUUCCAGCCUCAUCAGACCUGAGCCUCACAGUAACCCAGGAAAGUUAGUAGAGCUUGUUCUUGUAUCGUGGCCUAAAAAAAAAAAAAAAAAAAGGAAUUGAGGAGGUUCAGAACAGAACCCUUGGUGAAGCAGAGGAGUGACUAUAAUGAUAAUACUUUAGCAACAUUUCUUUAACUUUGGUUGUUCAGAAUGUUUGCAACAGCUAGCUAGCUUGCUUCCUCCCCUCCCCUCCCUCCUCCUCCUCCCUUCCCUUCCUCUUUCCUCCCCUCCCUUCUCCUCCCCUCCCCUCUCCCUGGGUUGUCCAGCUCUAUAAGGUGAGAUUUCAGGUUGACUGCUCCCUGAGGCUGGAUUCUUUCAUAUGAUACUCUCUCAAGAAAGGGGCUCCCUGGCAUUUCCAGGUGCACUGCACAUGCCCUUGAUCCAGCUCCAGAGACGCAAGUAAAGAGGGUGGGUCCCUCAUAGGCUCGAAUGUGCAGCUCUUUCUCCGGUGGGAUGUAGCACCCCUAAGUCAGAGCUUUCUGCUACGCUCCUGGAAGAGGCUAGGGAGCUGGGGCUGGGGCGCCCCUCCCAUGCCCAGGCAGUGUUCGCCCCACGGGACAGCCACAGCUGCUUAGGCGAACACAGCAGGUUGGUGUGGCUGGCUAAUUAGGACCAUUCAAAAGCCUCUGUGGGGGCAUGAGGGAGAAAAGGCCAUUGGGAAAAUUACUGCCUUUACUUUGGAACUACUUUUAUGCUGAUAACUUGGGAUUUCUUGAUAGUCCUUCACCCCCCCAAACCCAUAUUUGCUUAACGAAAUUUAGCUCCUAGUUCUUCAAGUAAAAGUCUCUUGUGUAAGCGCCAACACAUGCCCAGUUGUGGAUGGGAGCUGUCCCUGGACAGCCUUCUACCCCCUGGGAAGUGGUGGAACAGGAACUCAGGGUGCCCCUACCCCCUCCCCAGACCUGAUCCCUUUCUUUGACUGACAGCACCAUCCAGGCAAAAUUAGAGCGCCAAAUAGGUUUCUUCUCAAUCUUAAAGCAGUAUACCUUUCCACAGGCUGGCCUGUCUCCCUGCUACUCUGAGUUAUCCAGAAACCGCCACCUACAAAUAAGGGGAUUCAUCUAGAAGACCUCUAAGGUCUCUUUUGGCUCUGAGGGGUCUCUAAUAAUCCCCACGUGGAAUUCAGCACUGUCCGGAAAUUAUGGGUAAUGUGAGUCAUAAUAUGAUGGCCAGCAGGUGGCGCUGCCUUCUACCUAUGGUGAUGGAUGGUUCGGAAAGGGAAUGUUGGUGCCUUUUGUGCUACUGUUUUAAUGG
Messenger RNA from Sapajus apella (tufted capuchin), 3901 nucleotides. It is a transcript of the gene DUSP3, whose product is annotated as dual specificity phosphatase 3. Lineage: Eukaryota; Metazoa; Chordata; Mammalia; Primates; Cebidae. The record is from RefSeq and is a predicted model, not a curated record. The coding region runs from base 122 to 679 and encodes 185 amino acids. The transcript has 3 exons. Gene Ontology annotation, cellular component: cytoplasm. Gene Ontology annotation, molecular function: MAP kinase phosphatase activity; protein tyrosine/serine/threonine phosphatase activity. Gene Ontology annotation, biological process: protein dephosphorylation; negative regulation of MAPK cascade.